This is a messenger RNA of Staurois parvus, 246 nucleotides long. The record is from the annotation of a GenBank genome assembly. NCBI's taxonomy places the organism in Eukaryota, Metazoa, Chordata, Amphibia, Anura, Ranidae.
GUGUGCCGUGCAGAGGUGCUGCUGCAACCACAUAUGUUGGCUGCAGCAGCACCAUGCUGGAACAGGGGUCAGCAAGUGUCAUUGGUGUCAGUGGGAGGAAUAGUGCCCCAUCAUUGGUGUCACUGUGGGAGGAAUAGUGUCCCUUCAUUGGUGUCAGUGGGAGGAAUAGUGCCCCAUCAUUGGUGUCAGAGCGAGGAAUCGUGCCCCAUCAUUGGUGUCAGUGGGAGGAAUAGCACCCCAUCAUUG